CCCACAGAGUCGCCCAGUGGCCGCGGCAGACGGAAGCAGAGCGCGAGUCCGGCGGCGGCGGCGGCGGCGGCGGCAGAAUGGGGGACUCCAAAGUAAAAGUGGCGGUACGGGUCCGGCCCAUGAACCGACGAGAAAUUGACUUGCAUACCAAAUGUGUGGUGGAUGUUGAUGCAAACAAGGUUAUUCUUAAUCCUGUAAAUCCAAAUCUUUCCAAAGGAGAUGCCAGGGGCCAGCCGAAGAUGUUUGCUUAUGAUCACUGUUUCUGGUCCAUGGAUGAAUCUGUCCGAGAAAAGUAUGCAGGUCAAGAUGAUGUUUUUAAGUGCCUUGGGGAGAAUAUCCUUCAGAAUGCUUUUGAUGGCUACAAUGCGUGCAUCUUUGCCUAUGGACAAACAGGGUCUGGAAAAUCUUAUACUAUGAUGGGCACAGCUGACCAACCUGGAUUAAUCCCAAGACUCUGCAGUGGACUCUUUGAACGAACCCAAAAGGAGGAAAAUGAAGAGCAGAGUUUUAAAGUAGAAGUGUCCUACAUGGAAAUUUAUAAUGAAAAAGUUCGAGACCUUCUUGAUCCCAAAGGAAGCCGCCAGACACUGAAAGUCAGAGAGCAUAGUGUGUUGGGACCCUAUGUGGAUGGACUUUCUAAACUGGCUGUCACAAGCUACAAGGAUAUAGAGUCUUUGAUGUCUGAGGGUAACAAAUCCCGGACAGUUGCGGCAACCAACAUGAACGAGGAGAGUAGCCGAUCCCACGCGGUCUUCAAAAUCACCCUCACACACACACUCUAUGACGUGGAGUCUGGGACAUCUGGGGAGAAAGUGGGCAAACUGAGCUUGGUUGAUUUAGCUGGCAGUGAACGAGCAACAAAAACUGGAGCUGCUGGCGACAGGCUGAAGGAGGGCAGCAACAUUAACAAGUCUCUCACAACCCUCGGUCUGGUUAUCUCAGCCUUAGCAGAUCAGGGUGCUGGCAGAAACAAAAAUAAAUUUGUUCCAUACCGUGACUCAGUUCUCACGUGGCUGCUCAAAGACAGUCUAGGGGGUAACAGCAAGACGGCCAUGGUGGCUACAGUGAGUCCCGCAGCUGACAACUACGACGAAACCCUCUCCACUCUGCGCUACGCAGAUCGAGCCAAGCACAUCGUCAACCACGCUGUGGUGAAUGAGGAUCCCAAUGCCCGGAUCAUCCGGGAUCUCCGCGAGGAGGUCGAGAAGCUCCGGGAGCAGCUGACCAAGGCCGAGGCAAUGAAAUCUCCAGAGCUAAAAGACCGGCUGGAAGAAUCUGAGAAGCUAAUCCAGGAAAUGACUGUGACCUGGGAGGAAAAAUUAAGAAAAACAGAAGAGAUUGCCCAGGAGCGACAGAAGCAGCUGGAGAGCCUUGGAAUAUCGCUUCAGUCCUCGGGAAUCAAAGUUGGGGAUGAUAAGUGCUUCCUGGUUAAUCUGAACGCCGACCCUGCUUUGAAUGAGCUUCUGGUGUACUACUUAAAGGAACAUACAUUGAUAGGGUCAGCAGAUUCCCAGGACAUCCAGCUGUGUGGAAUGGGAAUUCUUCCUGAACACUGCAUUAUAGACAUCACCUCAGAAGGCCAGGUUAUGCUGACUCCUCAAAAAAACACCAGAACAUUUGUGAAUGGGUCUUCAGUCUCCAGUCCAGUACAGCUGUACCACGGGGACAGAAUCUUAUGGGGAAAUAACCAUUUCUUCAGACUCAGUUUGCCAAAAAAGAAGAAGAAAGCAGAACGAGAGGAUGAGGAGCAGGAUCCUUCCCUGAAAAAUGAUGGUAGUUCUGAGCAGCUGGAUGUGGACGGGGACUCCUCCAGUGAGGUAUCCAGUGAGAUCAACUUCAGUUUUGAGUAUGCACAGAUGGAGGUGACCAUGAAGGCGCUGGGCAAUAACGAUCCAAUGCAGUCGAUCCUGAACAGCCUAGAACAGCAGCAUGAAGAAGAGAAGCGAUCUGCGCUUGAGCGCCAGAGGCUCAUGUACGAGCAUGAGCUGGAGCAGCUCCGACGAAGGCUGUCUCCAGAGAAGCAGAACUGUCGCAGCUCGGACAGGCUCUCCCUGCACUCGCCUAGCGCCCAGCAGCGCCUGCGACAGUGGGCGGAGGAGAGAGAAGCAACAUUGAAUAACAGCCUGAUGAGGCUGAGGGAACAAAUUGUUAAAGCCAAUCUGUUGGUGAGAGAAGCUAGUUACAUUGCAGAGGAGCUGGAUAAAAGAACCGAGUAUAAAGUGACCCUCCAGAUUCCAGCCUCCAGCCUGGAUGCCAAUAGGAAGCGGGGCUCUCUUCUCAGUGAACCUGCAAUCCAGGUGAGAAGAAAAGGCAAAGGGAAGCAGAUUUGGUCUUUGGAGAAACUGGACAACAGGCUGUUGGACAUGAGAGACCUUUACCAGGAGUGGAAGGAGUGUGAGGAAGACACCCCGGUAAUCCGAUCUUACUUCAAGCGUGCUGACCCUUUCUACGAUGAACAGGAAAAUCACAGUCUAAUUGGGGUGGCCAAUGUCUUCCUCAAAUCCCUUUUCUAUGAUGUGAAGUUACAAUAUGCUGUUCCGAUCAUCAACCAGAAGGGAGAGGUGGCGGGCCGGCUGCAUGUGGAGGUGAUGCGAAUCAGCGGUGCCAUCGGGGAAAGGAUUGCAGGAGGCGAUGACCCCAUGGAGGUCCUCUGUGAGAAAGAGGCCCAGGAGAACAGACUGGUCUGCAUGGUUAAAAUACUCCAAGCCACAGGGCUGCCCCAGCAUCUGUCCCACUUUGUGUUCUGCAAAUACAGCUUCUGGGAUCAUCAGGAGCCGGUGAUUGUGGCCCCGGAAGUGGACACCUCUUCUUCCUCGCCCAUCAGCAAGGAACCGCACUGCAUGGUGGUCUUUGAUCACUGCAGUGAGUUUUCUGCUAACAUCACUGAAGACUUUAUUGAGCACCUUUCGGAAGGGGCCUUGGCAGUUGAAGUAUAUGGGCAUAAGAUAAAUGAUCCUCGGAAAAACCCAGCCCUGUGGGAUUUGGGAAUCAUCCAAGCAAAAACACGGAGUCUGCGGGACAGGUGGAGUGAAGUUACUAGGAAGUUAGAAUUCUGGGCUCAGAUCUUGGAACAGAAUGAGAAUGGUGAAUACUGCCCUGUAGAAGUAAUUCCUGCAAAGGACGUCCCAACAGGAGGCAUCUUCCAACUCCGGCAGGGGCAGUCCCGGCGAAUCCAAGUGGAAGUGAAGUCUGUACAAGAAUCGGGGACUUUACCACUAAUUGAAGAAUGCAUACUGUCUGUUGGCAUUGGAUGUGUGAAAGUGAGGCCCCUCAGGUCCCCCAAGACACACGAGAGCUUCCACGAGGAAGAGGACAUGGACAGCUACCAGGAUCGGGAUUUGGAGAGACUACGCAGAAAAUGGCUAAAUGCGCUAACAAAACGUCAGGAAUACUUGGAUCAGCAGCUGCAGAAGCUUGUCAGCAAACCCGAUAAAUCGGAGGACGAUGCUGACCGGGAGGCGCAGCUCCUGGAGAUGCGGCUGACCCUGACAGAGGAGAGGAAUGCUGGGAUGGUCCCCUCCGCGGGCAGCGGCAUCCCUGGCGCCCCUGCAGAAUGGACCCCAGUGCCUGGGAUGGAAACCCACAUUCCUGUCAUAUUCCUUGACUUGAAUGCUGAUGAUUUCAGCUCUCAGGAUAACCUUGAUGACCCAGAAGCUGGUGGAUGGGAUGCUACCCUGACUGGGGAAGAGGAGGAAGAGUUCUUUGAGCUGCAAGUUGUGAAGCAUCAUGAUGGGGAGGCAAAAGCAGAGGCCUCUUGGGACUCGGCGGUGCACAGCUGCCUGCAGCUCAGUAAAGGGACACCAGCUGAUGAGCGAGUCUUCCUGAUCGUGCGCGUGACGGUGCAGCUCAGCCACCCUGCAGACAUGCAGCUGGUCUUGCGCAAAAGGAUCUGCGUCCAUGUUCACAGCCGCCAGGGUUUUGCUCAAAGUCUCCUAAAAAAGAUGUCUCAUCGAAGCUCUAUUCCUGGCUGUGGAGUGACCUUUGAAAUUGUCUCCAAUAUUCCAGAGGAUGCCCAGGGAGUAGAGGAACGUGAAGCACUGGCUAGGAUGGCAGCUAAUGUGGAAAACCCAGCUUCUGCAGACUCGGAGGCAUACAUCGAGAAGUACCUCAGGAGUGUGCUGGCCGUGGAAAACCUCCUGACGCUGGAUCGCCUUCGCCAGGAAGUGGCAGUGAAGGAGCAGCUGACAGGGAAGGGGAAGCUGAAUAGGAGGAGCAUCAGCUCCCCCAACGUGAACAGAUUGUCUGGAAGCCGGCAAGAUCUUGUCUCUCCACACAGUCUGGGCAGCAACAAGGGCCGGUGGGAAAGUCAACAGGAUUUAUCCCAAGCACCAGUUUCCAGAGGAAUAGCUCCAGCACCCCCAACCCUACCUGAUUGUCCCCAAAGUAACCACUCUCCAGAUCCAGGACUCAGUAGUCUCGCAGCCUCCUACUUGAAUCCAGUGAAGUCCCUGGUGCCGCAGAUGCCGAAGCUGCUGAAGUCUCUCUUUCCUGUCCGUGAUGACAGACGGGCCAGACAGCCACUGCCCCUUGCACACCAGCCCGUGCCCCGCAUCCUGGUACAGGCUCCUUUCCCGGACACCCAGGUGGCCAGGACGGAGGAGGCUCAGCGAGGGAGCCCGGGGCCUGGUGGGACCUUGGAGGCCAUGGUGUCGAUGGCGACCCCGGCCGUGCCGGUGUCGGACAAGCCAGCCACCGCGCCCACCGCUGCGAUCACCGCCGCCGCCCCCGAAGGGCAGGAUGGGCCCCCCAGCCCCCUGAGCGAGGCCUCCAGCGGCUACUUCUCGCACAGCGUCUCCACCGCCACCCUGUCCGACGCGCUUGCCCUCAGCCUGGACGCCGGGGGCCCAAGUGGGCAGACGCCCAGCUCCCCGCCCGCCCCGGGCCAGGCCCCAGCGGCCCAGCCGGCCUCUCCCUCCUGCAUGCAGAGCUGCCUGCCGGUCGGGGAAGAGCCCCUGGCCCAGCCUCCUCCACCUGCCUCCCACGCGGAGCUUGAGGUCCCCAGGCCCCCGCUGCUGCCCGACUCCCAGGCGCCCGCGUCCCCGUUCAGGAUCCGGAAGGUGCGCACCUCGGAGCUGAAGUCCUUCACGCGCAUGCUCGGUGGCGGCAGCGGAUGCUCCGCUCCCAGGGACCUGCCAGGUGCAGGCGGACCGGGCGACUCCGGAGAGCAGGCCGCGGGAAGGCCAGAAGUGGAGUCCGACUCCGAGGAAGCCAGCGAGGUCCCCGAGUGGCUCACAGAGGGGGAGUACGUUGCUGUGGGCACCAACAAAACAGGCAUCGUGCGGUACAUCGGGCCAACCGACUUCCAGGAGGGCACGUGGGUUGGCGUGGAGCUUGACCUGCCUUCCGGAAAGAAUGAUGGCUCUAUCAGCGGGAAGCAGUACUUCAAGUGCAACCCUGGCUAUGGGCUGCUGGUGCGGCCAGCCCGGGUGCGCAGGGCCCAGGGCGCCGGGCGCAGGCGCAGCGCUGGGCUCCGGGCGCAGGGUGCCCCCGAGGCCCGCCGGAGAGCCACACUGUCGGGCUCUGCUACCAACCUGGCCUCACUGACAGCCGCCCUGGCCAAGGCUGACAGGAGCCACAAGAUCGCGGAGAACCGGAAGUCCUGGGCCAGCUGAGCGCGGGUGCCUGGUGGGCACUGAAGGGGACCUCCCCAAGCAGGGCCGUGAAUGCUUUUUGCACGAUGCAGGGCUGGUGACUUCCCAGUUCCCAGCUCCCUGGGACCCCAGAAGCUUCGCUUCUUCCUUUCCUUGGGGGUGGAGGUUCUGGAAGCCCGGGGCGCUGUGGGGUGGUGGCUGAGGCCCUGAGCCACACAGCCAGGGCUGGGGGUGUCCCUGCUGGGUUCUGUGGUGCCCACCUGUUUUCUACUCUGUCACCCCACUAAUGUCUUAAUUUAAACCCUGGCCCUAAUAGUCCAUGCUGUGCCCAGCAAGGGUUCUGCCCUCCACCCCAAGUGCCAGCUCCCUUAAGUGCCUCGUCUUUGUGGGUGUCCUGGCACCCUUAAACCUGGUUACCAUUUAUUGCCUAACAGGAUGCUUGGAAUGUAUUUAUUUAUAUUUAUUUUUCCAAGUUGACCUCCCUCGUGUCCUCCCAGGCCUCUGCCUUCCGUCCUUGGCUGCCGGCCUCCUGCCUGGUAUGUGGGUCCUGGAGGUGGCUGGGAUGCAGCCCUCGUCGGUCCCUUUCUCGCAGACACCCAAGUGGCCUUACUGUGGGGAAAGCGGUCCGGGACAGGGUGGUCUGCCCUGCAGGGGUGACAGUGGGGCGGUGUCGCUGCCUCGUUGGGUGGAGCAGUGGUGCUGGGGCAUCCUCAGGCCAUGUUAACUUCUUGCUUCCUGAGCUCUGACUACGGCCUGGCAGGUGGCUGUGGAAGGACAGCAGCUCAGCGACGUCUCGGGACCCAGGCCCAGCCCUGGCUCCCCUGGUGUUCCCGUCGCCUCUGUGCCUGCGGUGCUGGCUGCGCUGGGAGGGAGCAGCACAUGUGUGAGUCUGGGGGAGGGCAGUUUGGAUGCGGAAGGGGACAGAUCCUGGCCUAGGCCUGCUGGGCCACCACAGCCCCCAGCUCAGGAGGGAAGCUGGGCGCCCUCAGAGCCCGUUUCUAGUUCCUCCACUUCCACCCCGAACUUGCCCGAAAAGCUUUCGUGGCAGAAUCCCUGGUUCUCGGGUCUGAAGCCAGUGGCAGGAAGUGGUGCCAGGCCCUGACUCUGGGUGGGACAGCCCCGCAGUGGUUCCUGGGAACACAGCCGCAGGUCCCCCACAGUGUGGCCCAGUGCCCAGCUGGUAGCCGAAUCUACUUGGUGUCACUAAUGCGUAUGUGUUACUGUACCCUGGCAGAGCUCUGCAGACCACCUUUCAACCGAAUAGGACCAGGGCUGGGGGGACCGGGUCUUCCUGUUUCCUUGGCAACAUAGCCAGACACCAGGGCUCUGGGCCGGGGGACCUGCCGGGGAGGAUCCUAGCACCAUCCUGUGGGGACAGUGUGGCCCUGAGGGGAGCCCUAGCUGGAGGCAGCAUCAGUUUAGCUUCCUGCCUGUCUUCAGCUGGCACUUGGGGGACAGCUGCCCGGUGUGUCACCAAAUGAGUGCUGUCAGCUUCGUGGGGCUUUCUGCUUGCUCCACCCCAUGCAGCACAGGCCUGGGUAGUUAGAUUUUGUCAUGCGCCACCUGUCCCUUGCGUAUCGUCUGGCCCUGUGGUCUGGGAAGGAGUCAGCACCCCCCAGGACUCCCUGGAGGAAGGGCAGGCCCUGUGUGCUGUGCAGAGGGGAUGUCGUGGAGGCGUGAGACCGUGGGGUGUCACUCACGUGCAGAGUCAUGGGCUUGCCGGAUCCAGGAUCCGGCUGCCCAGGAUGUGGUGUGAGUCACCAGGCGGAGCGGGGGAUGCCGUGCUCUGUGGUCCAUCAGGGUGACUUCCGGUGGAGCAGGAGCUGGAGGAGUGACUGCCCUGAUGGCUGCUUGUAGUGGAGCUGGCAGGUGGCAUGGGGUCUUGAGCUGCCUGGCUGUGCCCUGCUGGCAUCGCAGUCUGAUGGGCGCAGCGACCUCCUCUGCUCCUCCAGACCUGGGCCCGGCCCCCGCCGAGCCCUUGUCCUGCUGCCCCAGGCAGAUGGCGUGGAACCACUGGCCACCUGUUUUGCUCUCCUGGGCUGGGUGCAGCUCGCUCAGCACCCACAUGUUCCUGGGCAGCUUCUCAGGAAUCACGGUGCCUUCCUGGUGGCUGCAGACCCUGAUGGUGUUGGGAGUCUGGGCACAGCUUCUUUAUGUGCAGAUUUUGUAAACAGCAUGAGUUCACAUGAAAGAAGUGGCUUUGAUUCGGGAAUUAUAGUGAUUUGGUACACUUAGGUGGGAGGUAAAAAAUCCAAAGACUGCAAUGAAUUGUAAAGAUGUCAGUGGUUUGCAUUGUACAAUGAACUAAACCUCUGUAAUUUUGUACCAUAUACGCCUUUCCAGCAAAGGACCAGCAGCUUCUAAAUAAAACCAGAUGAUUUCUCGCCUCUGA
Molecule: messenger RNA, 7983 nt
Organism: Heterocephalus glaber (naked mole-rat)
Lineage: Eukaryota; Metazoa; Chordata; Mammalia; Rodentia; Bathyergidae
Gene: Kif13b
Product: kinesin family member 13B
Biological process (GO): microtubule-based movement
Molecular function (GO): microtubule binding; microtubule motor activity; ATP binding
Source: RefSeq, a predicted model, not a curated record